Conger conger (European conger) is the source of this 1574-nucleotide messenger RNA. It is a transcript of the gene slc25a4, whose product is annotated as solute carrier family 25 member 4. Gene Ontology annotation, molecular function: ATP:ADP antiporter activity. Bases 104 to 1000 code for a protein of 298 amino acids. Gene Ontology annotation, cellular component: mitochondrial inner membrane. The transcript has 4 exons. NCBI's taxonomy places the organism in Eukaryota, Metazoa, Chordata, Actinopteri, Anguilliformes, Congridae. Gene Ontology annotation, biological process: mitochondrial ATP transmembrane transport; mitochondrial ADP transmembrane transport. The record is from RefSeq and is a predicted model, not a curated record.
GAAAGCCGUCUUCCAUUUGGUGGGCAGUUCUGUUACUUGAGAGCACUCGGGGGGACACGGGACUUUGCAAGUCUGACAUCUACUUGGUGAAGAGGAACACAAAAUGUCGGACGCAGUUGUAAGCUUCCUUAAGGAUUUUUUGGCAGGUGGCAUUGCCGCUGCCAUCUCCAAGACUGCUGUUGCCCCAAUUGAGAGGGUGAAACUAUUGCUGCAGGUGCAACAUGCCAGCAAACAGAUCACUGUGGAAACACAAUACAAAGGGAUUAUGGACUGCGUAGUGCGAAUCCCUAAGGAACAAGGCUUCCUUUCGUUCUGGAGAGGAAAUCUGGCCAAUGUGAUCCGGUACUUCCCCACCCAAGCCCUCAACUUUGCCUUCAAAGACAAGUACAAGAAAGUUUUCCUCGGUGGGGUGGACCAGAAAACGCAAUUCUGGCGCUACUUUGCGGGAAAUCUGGCUUCUGGAGGAGCUGCCGGUGCCACCUCCCUGUGUUUCGUGUACCCACUUGACUUCGCCAGAACCAGGCUUGCGGCCGACAUCGGCAAGGGCACUGCAGAGAGAGAGUUCACCGGCCUGGGCAACUGCAUCAGCAAGAUCUUCAAAUCCGAUGGCCUUAAGGGUCUUUACCUCGGAUUCAACGUUUCCGUCCAGGGAAUCAUCAUAUACAGAGCCGCAUACUUCGGAGUCUAUGAUACUGCUAAAGGUAUGUUGCCAGACCCUAAGAACGUUCACAUCGUUGUCAGCUGGAUGAUCGCCCAGAGUGUCACUGCUGCCGCUGGCCUAGUGUCUUACCCCUUUGACACGGUUAGACGUCGUAUGAUGAUGCAAUCAGGUCGUAAAGGAGCUGACAUCAUGUACAAGGGCACAAUUGACUGCUGGAAGAAGAUAAUGAAGGAUGAGGGAUCCAAAGCCUUCUUCAAGGGCGCGUGGUCUAACGUCAUCAGAGGCAUGGGCGGAGCUUUCGUACUGGUGUUGUACGACGAAAUAAAGAAAUACACAUAAACAUUCACUAUUAGACUGAAGAAAUUCUUCAAGCUUCACGAGUCUUAACCUUGUACAAACAUGUCCAUAGUGAAUGCAGGGGUAGCGUUGUAUUUCUUGCAGUCAGCCAUAAGAGGACUACAUCCGGAGAGCAAACACAACAAUGACGACAUUAACAAGAGUCUGUGACUUACUCGAUUUUCUAGGUCUAACACUGUUCUUUUAACGUUGUUAUAUGCACUUAUUUGUAACGUGUUCUGGAGAAGAAGAAAAAAUGCCUUAAAGUAAACAACAAAAUGACAUGUCCUUCUGACCAAUGUCGCAGACAAUAUAAUUAUGUCCCUUUCGAAUCUGUACAUAUCUCUCUCAGUGCCUGAUAGGCAAACGCAUAGUCACGUGUCUGGCCAGUUCUGGAGAGAGUGUCUCCCCAUUUAAAGUAGGAAACAACAAUGUGAUUCUUUAGAAUAGGUCACCCGUCCUACAUUCGCACAAUACAUAACUUUUCACUUUUGCAGCUGCUAUACAAGCAAGGCCUUUUUUCUUGAGGUGUUACCAACAUGUGCUCUUUUAAUGACAAUAAAAUAAAUAACAAGUA